Molecule: messenger RNA, 1778 nt
Organism: Gadus morhua (Atlantic cod)
Lineage: Eukaryota; Metazoa; Chordata; Actinopteri; Gadiformes; Gadidae
Gene: twf2
Product: twinfilin actin binding protein 2
Exons: 9
Coding region: 273-1331 (352 amino acids)
Biological process (GO): regulation of lamellipodium assembly; actin filament depolymerization; barbed-end actin filament capping
Cellular component (GO): myofibril; actin filament; cytoplasm
Molecular function (GO): actin monomer binding; actin filament binding
Source: RefSeq, a predicted model, not a curated record
ACUGGAGCUGCAGUCCCCCCCUCUCAUACUUUCGCACUCUGACAGAGCUCACACUUAACGCAUCUCUGGUGAAUUCAGACUGCUUAGUCACACUCUAAACAAAUUGGAUUUAUUUGACUUUUUAUUAUAUUAUCUUCUUGAUUCCUCUGUUGGAUCGCAGCCUCCCCUCGAUUUGUAGUGAAGGACCCGGCGGAGGAAGACUAGUAUCUGAUUCUUGGUUGGCCCUCACUGGCCGACACGGCCUCAGGAGGGGUACUUGGUGCUGACCCGCCAUGUUUCUUGUGUUGCUCGUGACGCCAGAACUCGCGGGGUUCCUGGCCAGAGCUAGAGGAGGAUCGCUGCGCCUAAUCAAGGUGUGCAUCCACGAAGAGCAGUUGGUGCUGGGGGCAUACAGGGAGGUUGAGAAGAGCUGGGACCAGGACUAUGACCGUGUCCUGCUGCCUCUGCUGGAUGAGCAGGACCCCUGCUACAUCCUGUAUCGCCUGGACACUCAGAACGCCCAGGGCUAUGAGUGGAUCUUCAUAUCCUGGUCUCCAGACCAGUCUCCGGUGAGACAGAAGAUGCUCUACGCAGCCACGCGUGCCACCGUGAAGAAAGAGUUUGGCGGCGGCCACGUGAAGGAUGAGUUGUUCGGCACGGUUGAGGAGGACAUCUGUCUGCUGGGCUACCAGCGUCACGUGUCGUCGCUCUCUGCGCCCGCCCCGCUCACACAGGCUGAGCAAGAGCUGCGGCGGAUCAAGCUCACAGAGGGCAGGGUUAAACAGGUGAAGGUAGAGAUCAGCGUAGAGAGCAAGCACCAGACCCUACAGGGAAUCGCUUUCCCACUUCAGGCAACAGCCAGGAGAGCCCUUCAACAACUGGCUCAGAAACGCAUCAACUAUAUCCAACUGAGGUUGGAUGUGGAGAAAGAAACGAUUGAGCUGGUCCACGCCAACCCAACAGACACCCGGGACCUUCCCGGAAGGGUGCCCACCGACACGCCCAGAUACCACUUCUUCCUCUACAAACACUCCCAUGAGGGAGACUACCUGGAAUCUGUCGUGUUUAUCUACUCCAUGCCUGGGUCCAGCUGUAGAAUCAAGGAGAGGAUGUUGUACUCCAGCUGCAAGAGCCGACUUCUAGAAGACGUUGCUAAAGAUUACCAUUUAGAAGUGGCUAAAAAGCUGGAGAUUGAAAAUGGAGACGAGCUAACAGAAGACUUCCUCUACGAAGAAGUCCAUCCCAAGCAGCAUGCACACAAGCAGGCCUUCGCUAAGCCCAAGGGUCCGGCGGGGAAGAGGGGACACAAACGCCUCAUCCGCGCAACAGGAGAGAGGAAGCAGGAGAGCUAGAGAGAACGUUUGAGCUCAAACCCGUUUCACAGUCCUCCAUGUUAUCAUAUCUUGUGACCCAUUUUGUAGGGUUAAGCAGGGGGCAUGUAAAAGGAUAGGUUUUUUCCAUUUGUAAAUUGUCCACACCCAUGGCAAAGGAUUGCCCUUCAUGAGUUGCAUUAGAGGCAAACACAGAUCUUAUGACUGUUAGCCAUUUCAUGUCACCUCUAAAGUGAUCAUACAUCCAAUCCUUUUACCCCCGUUAAUGUGAAGUAUGGUUAUUCUAAUGUCCAUCAGUUUCUUUGAUUUGUUUGUCUUGUUUUGUACCAUAUAUUGCCCCUGUCCUCUAACUGGAUUGAAAACAAAUAGUUCAGUUCUCUUGUCUUCCCUCCAGUCCAACUUUUGUAUCAUCCAAGUUUAUUAUAAAAAAACGAAUGAUUCAAAAUAAAAAAUCUUGUUUGUACCCAA